AUGGAGGAAGAAAAACCAACUGGCGUCGUUAGCAGGUUCGUAGGAGGAUUAAACAUCAGCAUGAGACGAUUCUUGUUUCGAGUGAUAUCAUCUGGUCCAAUCCCAGAACACAUCGCCUUCAUCAUGGAUGGAAACCGAAGAUUUGCAAAAAAAUGGAAGCUCGAAGAAGGUGCAGGCCACAAAGCCGGAUUCCUAGCACUCAUGUCGCUGCUAAAAUACUGCUACGAGAUGGGAGUGAAGUACGUCACCGUUUACGCAUUCAGCCUCGAUAACUUCAAGAGACGCCCAGAUGAAGUCCAAUACGUAAUGGAUCUAAUGCACGAAAAGAUCCAAGGGUUUUUGAAAGAAUUAGAUAUGGUGAAUCGGUAUGGAAUCCGAGUGUUGUUUAUUGGGGAUCUGAAUCGGCUUUCUGAUCCGGUGAGAAUAGCGGCGGAGAAGGCCAUGGAAGCGACGGCUAUGAACAAGAAAACUUAUCUUUUGGUCUGUGUGGCAUAUACUUCGUCGCAUGAAAUUCCGCGUUCUAUUUAUGAAGCUUGCGAGGAGAAAAGUCGCCGGAAAGUUGGGGAAGUGGAGGAAGAGCAGGAGGAGGUGAUCAAAGUGGUGGAUUUGGAGAAGAAGAUGUAUAUGGGGGUGGCGCCGGAUCCUGAUAUUCUAGUGAGGAGCUCUGGCGAGACGCGGCUGAGCAACUUUUUGCUGUGGCAAACCAGUAACAGUUUGUUGUAUUCUCCGAAGGCGUUGUGGCCGGAGAUGGGGUUGCGACAUGUUGUUUGGGCGAUCUUGAAAUACCAAAAGAAUUAUUUCUAUUUGGAGAAGAAAAAGAAGGAGGCCUGA
This is a messenger RNA of Lactuca saligna, 831 nucleotides long. The record is from the annotation of a GenBank genome assembly. NCBI's taxonomy places the organism in Eukaryota, Viridiplantae, Streptophyta, Magnoliopsida, Asterales, Asteraceae.